AUGACGUCACAUUCAGCGCGAGCCUUCUGGAACCAUCCCGCAGGACCCAAAACUAUUUUCUUUUGGGCCCCGACGAUGAAGUGGGGCAUCACGGCAGCGAAUGUUAAAGAUUUUAAUCGACCUCCUGAGCUCCUCUCUGUUCCGCAGCAGUCUGCCGUUGCGCUCACUGGUCUCAUCUGGUGCAAGUACAGCCUGGACAUUAUUCCAAAGAACUAUAAUCUGCUUAGUGUGAACGUCGUAAUGGCUGCAACGGGGCUUUACCAACUUUAUCGAAGAAUGCGUUUCGAUGGCCUCGCUGGGAAAAGGAAGACAUGUUAG
This is a messenger RNA of Micromonas commoda, 318 nucleotides long. RefSeq lists its product with no specific name. Gene Ontology annotation, cellular component: mitochondrial inner membrane. Bases 1 to 318 code for a protein of 105 amino acids. NCBI's taxonomy places the organism in Eukaryota, Viridiplantae, Chlorophyta, Mamiellophyceae, Mamiellales, Mamiellaceae. Gene Ontology annotation, biological process: pyruvate import into mitochondria. The record is from RefSeq and is a predicted model, not a curated record. The transcript has a single exon.